Molecule: messenger RNA, 678 nt
Organism: Menidia menidia (Atlantic silverside)
Lineage: Eukaryota; Metazoa; Chordata; Actinopteri; Atheriniformes; Atherinopsidae
Source: the annotation of a GenBank genome assembly
AUGACCAUGUUAGACAAAGCUACCGAGGACGUCCUCAUUCCUGCCAUCCACAUCCAUCUGACCAGUGCAAAAAACUGCUGCUCCAACCGCUGUGGGAUGUUCCUGUCUAUUGGCUUCGCAGCUCUUGGAGUGGUGGGGGCCUUGUACAGUUUGACUGUUGCUGGCGUUGGUCUUGCUAAUGGCCCCACAUGCUUCUGGAGAAAUGCUGAUUCUCCAAUGGGCAUGUGGGGAGCACCCUUUGCCAACAGUACUGGCAGCUACCUGGGCGACAAAGAGAUGUGGAAAUGGUGUGAAAUUCCAGAGAAUGUAGUGGAGUUCAACGUGGCGCUCUUCUCCACUCUGCUGGUGGCGGCCUGCGUACAGGUCGUGCUCUGCAUGAUCCAGAUGGUUAACGGACUGUUUGGCUGUCUCUGUGGCACCUGCUCCAGCAAGGAGGGCUCUUGUUGGUCCUUUUUGGGCUGGACAAAGAUCUGCUUUGUGACAGAGACAAAGCAGGUGUUCAGAACUGAGCUGGAGAAUGGAAACGGCCUGAGGAGACAAGUCUACCAGACUUCUGCUGAUGAGCCGUCUGUUCAGGCAGCGUUGCUGACCUGGUCCCACACCGGUCAACCUGCAGGAACUGACUUUACAGACCUGUCCCGAGACCCACCUGAUUUACAGAAAGAAUCUCAAACGUAG